UCAAUUAAAAGCCCUGUUGAAAAUAUCAUAGCAAUAUAUGAAGAAGCCAUUCUUACUGGGGCUCAGCCUAUGGAAGAAAAGCGACAUGCACUUGCAGAUAUCCUAACGAUGAAGAGUCAAGUGAAGGGUAAUGAUGGGGAGAAUGUUGAUGAGGUUUGUUCGGCUAAUGAAGAGAUAAAAAAAUUAUGUGAUGAAGUUUUAAAUCAGGAUAAAGUUGAUGUAGCUGGGACAUCAGCAGAAGAAAAUUCAGAAUCAAAAGAUAAAGAUCAUAAUACAAAGAAUGAUAAAGUGGAAGAUUCAACAAGUGUUUUAGAGACUCCUGAUAAGGAAACCAGAGGGUCUUAUGCUAUUAAAUAUAAUGUGUCAACUACUCCAUACUUGCAAAGUGUAAAAAUGAAGAUGAAUUUUGAUGAAAAUAGUGCUUCGUUUAAAGACUUGAAGUUUAUGACACCAGUGAGGCGUUCUCGAUGUCUUCAGGAGAAGUUUUGUAAAUUACCAGGUAUGUUAAAAGACCAUUAUCCCUGUGUUUCUUCACUGGAACAGUUAGCAGAACUGGGAAGUGAAACCAGUGCCUAUAUAUGCCGUCAAAAUACUGCAUUAUUUUUUGAUCCUUUAUCAAAUGCACACAUCCCUGAAGAAGUAAACCAUUAA
Monodelphis domestica (gray short-tailed opossum) is the source of this 651-nucleotide messenger RNA. The record is from RefSeq and is a predicted model, not a curated record. Lineage: Eukaryota; Metazoa; Chordata; Mammalia; Didelphimorphia; Didelphidae.